This is a messenger RNA of Suillus subalutaceus, 3363 nucleotides long. Its product is annotated as thiamine diphosphate-binding protein. Gene Ontology annotation, biological process: tricarboxylic acid cycle. Gene Ontology annotation, molecular function: thiamine pyrophosphate binding; oxoglutarate dehydrogenase (succinyl-transferring) activity. The transcript has 19 exons. NCBI's taxonomy places the organism in Eukaryota, Fungi, Basidiomycota, Agaricomycetes, Boletales, Suillaceae. Bases 331 to 3183 code for a protein of 950 amino acids. The record is from RefSeq and is a predicted model, not a curated record.
ACACUAGUACUAUCAUCAUCAUCGACCUUCAAUCGUUGCAUAACCACUCGAGCGAAUACUAAACCUCCGUCCAGCAGAGACCAUCUAGUGCAACAACUGAAACUGGUUUGUUAAAAAGUUGGAAUAUUCGAAUGUUUCUCAAUUUUAAAAGAGUCGGACUAGUCGGGACUCCGGAGCAUAAAUAAAUGUGAUACAUUCCAAUAUUCAUCGUCAUGUUCCGACCGAAAAUUGCGAGCUCACUAGGACUCUUUUCCCUUCUCUUCCCCGCAUUCAUUCCCAUUGUCUUGCUAAGACUUGACAAGGUCUUUAACGGCACCGAUAAAUCGCCCCAUGUACUCCGUCUCUGCAGGUCGGGUCCAUCUUCCGACUCGGAACGCUCUUGCCCGCGUCACGCAACGCUCUAGUGGCCGCGUGCUCGUAGUGCGCAGGAAGUAUCAUGAUGAAUCAUUCGGAUUCCGCAAAGCACGCGACUUUACCAUCCCAGACUAUACCUCGGAUCAGCUUACUAACCGUGCAACCAAUGCUCCCCUCCUGAGGUAUGCUGACUCUCUGCGCACGCAUGGUCACAGAGCCGCGUCGAUCGACCCUCUUGAUCUCCUCCGUCGCGAGCGGGUUGCCGCACUCGACCCCAUCCGUUAUGGCCUCGACGACCCUGAUCGUACAUUUGAUAUAGACGGUAUCAUCUGGACCGGUGAGGGCCAACAGGAAUGGUCCCUUGAAAACAUAACCUCCUUUCUCAACUCCGUCUACGUCGGUCGUAUCGCAUAUGAAUACAUGGACCUCCCGAGCAAGACGGAGAGGCUGUGGUUUGCGAAGCUAUUGGAGUCGCAGAGCGCUUUAGAGCCCAUGACUAUCAUCGAUGCCGGUAGACAAAAGAACAUACACGCUUUGCUCGCCAAGUCAGAGGUGUUGGACAAUUUCUUACAGGUCAAGUUUCCGAAUUUGAAGAGAUAUGGUCUUGAGGGCGGGGAAUCCAUGCUGCCCGCAUUGGACGCCCUAUUCGAGGCAGCAUCCAAAGCCGGCAUAACUCAGCUUAUCCUUGCUAUGCCUCACAGAGGACGCCUUAAUCUGCUUACUGGGCUCCUGGAAUACAACCCUACUUCCCUGUUUCACAAAAUCAAGGGCGGUUGUGAAGUGGACGAAUCCUUGGGUGUUUCCGGCGACGUCCUCAGUCAUCUUGUUGCAUCCCCGACAUUGCAGUACGGCGAAGCUGAUGACAUAAAAGUCUCGUUGCUGCCAAAUCCAUCCCAUUUGGAGGCCGUGAGCCCUGUUGCGCUUGGAAAAGCCAGAGCGAAGCAAUUUAGGUUGCUCAAGACCCUAUCUGACGACAAAAAUAACCAAGACUGCAUGCUUGGCGAUAAGGUUAUGUGCGUCCAGCUGCAUGGUGAUGCCAGCUUCACAGGACAAGGAGUAGUAAUGGAAACCCUUGGCUUGAGUGGUCUUCCACACUUCACAAGCGGCGGAAGUGUCCACAUUGUCGUCAAUAACAACAUCGGAUAUACUACUCCCGCCUCCUCCGCCCGCUCUUCCUUUUACUGUAGCGACAUUGCCAAAAUGAUCAACUGUCCAGUUCUGCACGUCAAUGGAGACUGCCCCGAAGAUGUGGUUCGCGCUGUCGACAUCGCCUUCAAGUAUCGCAACCACUUCCGCAAGGACAUCGUAAUUGAUCUCAUUGUUUAUCGCCGCUGGGGACACAAUGAGCUUGAUGAACCGGCAUUCACGCAGCCGCUCAUGUACGAAAAAAUUCGUUCCAGGAGUUCUGUCCCGAAGUUGUAUGAGGAUAAGCUCAUCUCGGACGGUGUGAUCUCGGUUGAAGCAGCACGAGCUGUCCGAGACAGUUACAAAGCCUCGCUGAAUGCUGCGCUAACGGAUGUAGCGUCGUAUGUUCCCCCUCCCGUAACUUUUGAGGGAGCGUGGAAAGGCAUGGUUUGGCCAGCAUCUCCUGCAGCACAUCAAGACGAGACAGGCGUGAGCAGUGCUGUGCUCAAGGACGUUGGCAAAGCCAGCGUACAUGUCCCUGAGGAGUUCGAAAUCCAUCCGCGGUUGAACAGGCAUGUGAAAAACCGCCUUAAGAGCAUUGAGACUGGCGAAGGGGUCGACUGGGCAAGUGCGGAGGCGAUGGCGUUCGGCUCGCUGAUGCUUGAGGGCUGCGAUGUGCGCAUCGCGGGGCAGGAUGUUGGCAGGGGGACGUUCAGUCAUCGCCACGCGAUGUUGGUGAACCAGAAGACAGAAGGCGUAAUUGUUCCUCUGAACCACGCUCUUACAGAGGCGAAGGGCAAGCUGGAACUGGCGAAUAGCUCUCUCAGCGAGAUGGCCGUACUUGGCUUUGAAUAUGGAGCAUCUUGGGAACGACCUGAUUUAUUGCCCAUCUGGGAGGCACAGUUUGGUGACUUCUUUAACGGCGCACAAAUCAUUAUUGACACGUUCAUUGCGAGUUCAGAGACUAAAUGGCUGAAACAGAGCGGCAUCGUCCUGCUCCUCCCUCAUGGUCUAGAUGGUGCUGGCCCUGAGCAUUCCAGUUGUCGUAUAGAGCGGAUGCUGCAGCUCACCAACGACUCCUACAAUGCCCAAGAGAAGCUGAACGUAAACAUGCAUGUAGUGUUCCCGACCACGCCUGCACAAUAUUUCCACCUUUUACGCCGCCAGAUCAAACGUAACUACAGGAAACCGCUCAUCGUCGCUGCUCCUAAGGGACUACUUCGACUUCCUGCCGCGUCGUCGAAGCUGACUGACAUGGGCCCUGGAACAGUGUUCCAGCCCGUUCUCCAGGACCUGGCAACCCUCAGCGACCCCAAAGCCGUCCAGCGCGUCGUGCUGCUCAGCGGCAAGAUCUACUACGACCUCGCAAAAGAGCGCGCAACACGCAACCUCCAAUCGCAGGUCGCCCUCAUCCGCAUCGAAGAGCUCGCGCCGUUCCCGUUCGCUGCGCUCAGUGAAGCGCUUGCGCCUUAUGCCCAUGCUAAUACGCAAUUGGAGGUGCUAUGGGUGCAGGAGGAGCCUAGGAAUCAGGGCGCGUGGAGUCAUGUGCAGGAGCGUAUCGAGGAAGUAUUGAAGGGAUUGGGUAUAGAUGGUGGCGUGGCAUAUAGGGGGAGGAAGGAAGACGCGGUGGCUGCGCCAGGAAUUGGAAAGUUGUAUGGGGCACAGCAGCUGGCUGUCAUUGACAGCGCCUUUAAGGGGCUGUGAAUGGUUGAUUUGGCAUUUCGGGUUGUAGUACAAGACUCAUUAAUCCUUUAAGUCACUAAGAUCUUCAAGGGUGGUCUUCGAUGUUUUUAUCAUCCGAGUAAUUCCAUGUAGCUUAAGCGUGUUCAUCAUGCUUCAAGCUUCAAGCUUCAGUCACGGACACUAAUAAAUUUGGUGAUACUA